AUGGGGGGAGCUGAGACGUAUAAGACAUAUAAGAAGAGAAUCAAUGUUUUGCUUGAUGAACAAAUAGUACUACAACCAAAAAAGGAUUCUGGCCCUACAAAUUCUGAAAAUAGCACUCAAUAUGGAGAUGAUGUUACAACAAAAAAACAGACAGAAGACAAACAUUUAAACCAAUGCUAUUUUGCCCAUCCUUCGCUAUUGGUUGCCAACGGUCAAGAAAAACCUCGUUGGUUGGGGUGGCGUGGGUGGAUAAUUGAAUUACUUGAGCUCAGAAUAAGAGAGGAGAUGGAAGGAGUACCGCACCCAGUACCCAGAACUGUGGAGGAGGUUUUCACGGACUUUAAGGGUAGACGCGCUGGUUUGAUUAAGGCCCUCACCACCGACGUUGAAAAGUUUUACCAGCAGUGUGAUCCUGAGAAGGAAAAUCUGUGUCUAUAUGGGUUUCCAAAUGAAACCUGGGAAGUAAAUUUGCCUGUUGAGGAAGUGCCUCCUGAACUUCCCGAGCCAGCAUUAGGUAUAAACUUUGCCAGGGAUGGCAUGCAAGAGAAGGACUGGUUGUCACUAGUUGCAGUUCACAGUGACUCAUGGCUUCUUGCUGUUGCUUUUUACUUUGGUGCCCGCUUUGGAUUUGGUAAGAAUGAAAGGAAAAGGCUUUUUCAGAUGAUAAAUGAUCUGCCAACAAUCUUUGAACUUGUGACUGGAAGUGUUAAGCAAUCAAAGGAUCAACCAGCUACUCAAAACAAUGGUAACAAAUGCAAAUCAAGCGGAAAGGUGUCCCGUCAGUCUGAGUCUCAGGCCAAGGGGAUGAAAAUGUCUGCACCACCCAAAGAGGAGGAUGAGAGUGGAGAGGAAGAAGAAGAAGAUGACGAACAAGGUGCAACAUGUGGUGCUUGCGGUGAUAAUUAUGGCACUGAUGAAUUCUGGAUCUGUUGUGAUAUGUGUGAAAGAUGGUUCCAUGGUAAAUGUGUUAAAAUUACUCCUGCUAAGGCUGAACACAUCAAGCAAUACAAGUGCCCCAGCUGCAGUAACAAGAGGGUUAGGGUUUGA
Messenger RNA from Sphenostylis stenocarpa, 1047 nucleotides. The record is from the annotation of a GenBank genome assembly. NCBI's taxonomy places the organism in Eukaryota, Viridiplantae, Streptophyta, Magnoliopsida, Fabales, Fabaceae.